Achroia grisella is the source of this 1395-nucleotide messenger RNA. Its product is annotated as FUN14 domain-containing protein 1A-like. The record is from RefSeq and is a predicted model, not a curated record. The coding region runs from base 60 to 581 and encodes 173 amino acids. Gene Ontology annotation, biological process: autophagy of mitochondrion. NCBI's taxonomy places the organism in Eukaryota, Metazoa, Arthropoda, Insecta, Lepidoptera, Pyralidae. Gene Ontology annotation, cellular component: mitochondrial outer membrane. The transcript has 3 exons.
UGAUAUAUAUAAAUUUUAUUGUUUAAAACGAUUUUAAUACUUUAAUUGAUUUCACCGUGAUGGCUAAACCGAAAACUGAUGAUGCUUCUGAAGAUGCAAAGAAGAUUGUAGAUGACGCUAAAAAUUUUAUUGAAAAAGCGAUAUCAGACAUUGGGAAAACUUCCGCAACAAAGCAACUAAUUUUAGGCACUGCGUCAGGAUGGAUAACUGGUUUCAUAACUAUGAAAAUUGGGAAGUUUGCUGCUGUCGGUAUAGGCGGAGGAGUCAUAUUGCUACAUAUAGCAAGCCAAAAAGGCUACAUUGAUAUUAACUGGGACAAAAUAAACAAGAGAGUUGAUAAAAUCAGUGACAAAAUUGAAAAGGAAGCAACAGGGAAAUCACCAGAUUGGUUUGAAAAAGUAGAACGAUUCGUGGAUCGAAAAAUGGAUAAAGCUGAAAAUUUACUGAAGAAAAAAGAAGUGAAAGCAAAACGUUGGUAUAAUAAUUUCACAGGAGAUGAUCAUUAUCGUGCGACCGAAACACACGUUUUUCUAGCAUCUUUUAUGGCAGGCAUGGCUGUUGGUCUAGUCUGUGGCAAAUAAAAAAAUGUGUCUAUUUCUAUUUUUCUUAAGUAGAAUAUGUUACACCAUUUUAAAUCCUCUUUAGCGCUAAACGUUAUAGGUCCUAUUAAUUUGAUACAUCUUAACUAUACAACAACAAUUUAUUAGGAUGCAUAUGAAUAUAUGUAUAAAUAAUUAUUAUUUAGUUAUACAGUGUGAUUAACAAACGUGCAAUGUUUAUAUUUUAGAUUAAUAAGUACACGUUUUAAAUAUUGUGUAAUAAAAAUAAUUAAUUUGUACUCUGUUAUAUUAAAAUAAUGUAAUCGCAGUAUUAUUUAAUUCGAAAUACUAAGUCAUUAAUUUUUCUAGAUGUUUAUUGUACACUAGAUAUUUUCUGCGGCUUCACUCGAAAUAAGGUAAUACACAAAUUACCCUAACUUAUUUAAAACGACUCGAAAUGUUUAAUUUAUAAUAUCUAUAAAUAAUUUCUUAAUAUAUAAUGUUAAUAAAUAAAUAUUUUUAUUGUACACCGGCUUCACCUGCCGAUAUCUUCCGUUCCUGUAAUAAUUACGGUAUCAGAUGUCUAAUCGGUACGUGAUUACAUAUAGCUACCUCCCUAUACAAUUUAAUUUAAGAUCUUGACAAAACUACGAUAAAAUUACUUAUUUAUAGUUGAGGUAUUAAGAUGUAAUCAUCCUAUGAAGGGGUUCAUGGAAUAAGUGCAUUUUAAUACCUAUAUUACAUGGAUUUUAAUAAACAGAUGGCAAUAUUUGUUUUACAUUAUGAUCUUGUUAAAAAAUAUCAAUGUAUCCUACUAUAAUUAUAUGUCGAAACUACAAACGACAAUAAAGAAAUG